CAAAAUUAUGAAGCUGUUUCGUUAACCUCUCUUUAUUAUUUCGAAAUGUCGUGGCUCUUACAAUAAAUUUACAACUUAAAAACAUUUUUUAAAUUCUAAAUUAAUAAAUUAUGUGACUAAUAUUCUUAUUCAAAAUCUACAAGUGCUAAAAUGACUGCCAAAGUUACCCCGGCGAAGCCGAAAGCCAAGGACAAGAUCGAAAAACCUAAAGAGAAGAAGAAAAAGGCGAGCAGAUACAAAUUAAAAUUGAUGGGCUGGCUGAAAACCCCGGCAGAUUGGGAGAGAUUCAACGCUUGGGCUAAAAUUAAUUCGUUACCAAGAAAAAUACCAGAGCCGGCACCAGUGGUCCGUACGUCGAAGCCCCUCUGGAAGAUGAAAAAAAGAAUCGAUUUAUUAUCGAAACCGGUGAAACACCCCGAUCUGUCUCUGUUAUAUCGACUGGACCAGAAUGUAUCGAAGAAAGCAUUGAUGGCGAAAGCGUCGAAGCGAAUCAAAAUAAUAGCAAAGCCUGUUAUCAAACCGAUGGAGAUGCCCCGAGAGUUUCCCCUCAAAAUAAAGAAAUCGGCGCUUAAUUAUCAGGCCACGGAUAACAUCAUGAAAAUUAGCCAGCCAAAGGACUUUCGAACGGAGGAGUGCAAAGGUCUGGCAGAGACCCUGCGAGCAAAGGAAAUGGAGCUGGAAGAACUCGAUGACGAGGACAAAAUGAAGCAGCAAAGGGAACUGCGGCGAAUCGUUAAAAAAGCCAUGAUAUGCCCUGACCUGUUGUCCAUGAAACACAUUCAUCAACUUAUCACUGAGGGAGGCGUUUAUCGAACUGCUUUGACUUAUAAAUCAACCUCGUGGUUGGACUUCCUGGCGAUUCCCUCCUACCGCUUCUUGAGACUCAGAAAAGAUGACACGGCGGAGAAGUGGAAGGAGAACUAUCUCAAUGAAAUGGAGACUCGCGGGAAACGAGCUCUUCAAGAGCAAUUUGACCGGGAAGAGAAACGCCGAGAAUUGGAGGCGACUGCGCUUGCUCAAGCUGAAAGGCAAACCAGCGAAGAACCUGCCGAUCUUCAUCAUCAGUCUGAUGAGGAGGGUCAGGAAGACGAUGUUAUGCAGCUAGAACCUGUUGAAACGGAAGCCGCCAUUGAGGCCGCAGGAGAUGAUUCCGAAGAAGAAGAACUGAUUGACGAUGACGACCAAGAAGUCGAAGAAGCAGCAGCUGAUGACGCUACGGAACCUGUUGCAGCAGCUGAUGACGCUACGGAACCUGUUGCAGCAGCUGAUGACGCUACGGAACCUGUUGCACCAGCUGAUGACGCUACGGAACCUGUUGCACCAGCGGUUGAAGUGGCCGAGGCAGAAGAAGAAUCCGCGGAAAAAGAAACUGUACAACCACAGGAUGUACUCCAGCCGAAGGCAGAAACUAAAACGAAAAGGACGAGAUUAAUUCCUAGACCGACUCCACUGGCUGAUGACGAGGAAUCCAAGAAGAGGAGAGCGGAGAGAAACGCCUGGAGGUUCGAACCACCGCCUUGGAAGGACGACGAUCCCCUCAAGGCCACUCAAUUGGGUCCAAAAAAACCGGCCUCCCCCCGAAUGGAGGAACUUGCGAAGCCCCACAUUCGCAAGGACAGGAACACUCGGAAGAAUCCAUUUGACGUAAAGAAGUCAGCAUUGAGUAGUUCUGUGCCAGCAAGGAUGACCGAACUCGCAAAACCGAAUCACCCUCGAGAGCCAGUUCAGAAACGGCAAAAACGGGAAUUGAAUAAAUAUGGUCAACCCAUAUUUCCUAUUCCGUCAUACGGAAAGAAUUUGCCACCUGUACCACCAUAUAAAGAAAGAGACUGUGACCCUGCCGAUGCAAAAACUCCCAAAGAAGUCGAGAAUGCAGAAGAAAUUGAACUAAAACCUGAUCCGAUUGUUUUAGAACCUACAAUCGAUCCAUACUUCGACCCGGAAGGUGCUGAGAGACAAUUAGAGGCUAGAAAUGCUAUAAAAAAUAAAAAAGAAGAAAACCAAAACUCUGAAGAUACUGAAAAAUAAUUUUAUAACGUAACAUAGUCUGAAACAUUUGUAUAUUUAAGAACAAUUGAAACUUCAAUUACAAUUUGCAAAUCUCGUUCAACGUCAAUAUCAUGUUAGUAUUUUUUUUUCUCCAUCACAUUUUAAUUUAGGAUCAAAAUAAAAAUAAAAUUACGUCUCAACAAAGUGC
Molecule: messenger RNA, 2197 nt
Organism: Diachasmimorpha longicaudata
Lineage: Eukaryota; Metazoa; Arthropoda; Insecta; Hymenoptera; Braconidae
Exons: 6
Coding region: 151-2028 (625 amino acids)
Source: RefSeq, a predicted model, not a curated record